Coregonus sp. 'balchen' is the source of this 18696-nucleotide messenger RNA. Lineage: Eukaryota; Metazoa; Chordata; Actinopteri; Salmoniformes; Salmonidae. The record is from the annotation of a GenBank genome assembly.
AUGUCUGUGCCUUUCUCAAACACUCACCUUCGGGUUCCACGUGGGUUUGGCAAUCUCUUGGAGGGGUUGGCUCGAGAGGUCCUGCGAGACCAGCCCAAAGACAUCCCCACCUUUGCUGCACUUUACUUCACUGCUCUUCUCAAAGAGAGAGAAGGUAGCUAUAUUUUUUAAAUGUAUUAUACAAAGAAUUAAUGGACAGUCAGAAGGAAACUGUACUUUGAUGUUAACUUAUUAGACCCUAUGUCAUUUUCUCUUUAGAGAGUGGCUUGGACCCCGCAGAGUGGUGUGCCAGGCUUGAGGACAGAUUCUACAACAAUCAUGCAUUCAAGGUCAACUUUCUUUCAUCAUAAAUAGUUAUAUCAAACUAGAAAUGUACAUUUCCUUAAGAAAAUGUGGUGUGCUUGCUAGCUUGUUUUAAAGUAUUUGUGGUUUUGAAAUAAAUUAUAAUAGUGGUAGUGACUGCAGUAGUAAUGGUAGUGACUGGUUAUACAGUGGGGGAAAAAAGUAUUUAGUCAGCCACCAAUUGUGCAAGUUUUCCCACUUAAAAAGAUGAGAGAGGCCUGUAAUUUUCAUCAUAGGUACACGUCAACUAUGACAGACAAAUUGAGAAAAAGAAUUCCAGAAAAUCACAUCGUAGGAUUUUUAAUGAAUUUAUUUGCAAAUUAUGGUGGAAAAUACGUAUUUGGUCACCUACAAACAAGCAAGAUUUCUGGCUCUCACAGACCUGUAACUUCCUCUUUAAGAGGCUCCUCUGUACUCCACUCGUUACCUGUAUUAAUGGCACCUGUUUGAACUUGUUAUCAGUAUAAAAGACACCUGUCCACAACCUCAAACAGUCACACUCCAAACUCCACUAUGGCCAAGACCAAAGAGCUGUCAAAGGACACCAGAAACAAAAUUGUAGACCUGCACCAGGCUGGGAAGACUGAAUCUACAAUAGGUAAGCAGCUUGGUUUGAAGAAAUCAACUGUGGGAGCAAUUAUUAGGAAGUGGAAGACAUACAAGACCACUGAUAAUCUCCCUCGAUCUGGGGCUCCACGCAAGAUCUCACCCCGUGGGGUCAAAAUGAUCACAAGAACGGUGAGCAAAAAUCCCAGAACCACACGGGGGGACCUAGUGAAUGACCUGCAGAGAGCUGGGACCAAAGUAACAAAGCCUACCAUCAGUAACACACUACGCCGCCAGGGACUCAAAUCCUGCAGUGCCAGACGUAUCCCCCUGCUUAAGCCAGUACAUGUCCAGGCCCGUCUGAAGUUUGCUAGAGUGCAUUUGGAUGAUCCAGAAGAGGAUUGGGAGAAUGUAAUAUGGUCAGAUGAAACCAAAAUAGAACUUUUUGGUAAAAACUCAACUCGUCGUGUAUGGAGGACAAAGAAUGCUGAGUUGCAUCCAAAGAACACCAUACCUACUGUGAAGCAUGGGGGUGGAAACAUCAUGCUUUGGGGCUGUUUUUCUGCAAAGGGACCAGGACGACUGAUCCGUGUAAAGGAAAGAAUGAAUGGGGCCAUGUAUCGUGAGAUUUUGAGUGAAAACCUCCUUCCAUCAGCAAGGGCAUUGAAGAUGAAACGUGGCUGGGUCUUUCAGCAUGACAAUGAUCCCAAACACACCGCCCGGGCAACGAAGGAGUGGCUUCGUAAGAAGCAUUUCAAGGUCCUGGAGUGGCCUAGCCAGUCUCCAGAUCUCAACCCCAUAGAAAAUCUUUGGAGGGAGUUGAAAGUCUGUGUUGCCCAGCGACAGCCCCAAAACAUCACUGCUCUAGAGGAGAUCUGCAUGGAGGAAUGGGCCAAAAUACCAGCAACAGUGUGUGAAAACCUUAUGAAGACUUACAGAAAACGUUUGACCUGUGUCAUUGCCAACAAAGGGUAUAUAACAAAGUAUUGAGAAACUUUUGUUAUUGACCAAAUACUUAUUUUCCACCAUAAUUUGCAAAUAAAUUCAUUAAAAAUCCUACAAUGUGAUUUUCUGGAAUUUAUUUUCUCAUUUUGUCUGUCAUAGUUGACGUGUACCUAUGAUGAAAAUUACAGGCCUCUCUCAUCUUUUUAAGUGGGAGAACUUGCACAAUAUGUGGCUGACUAAAUACUUUUUUUCCCCACUGUAGUUGAAAAAGUAGUUAAAUGUAAAAAUGUAUUGAUUGAUUGGAUAAUUGAUAGAUUGAUUGGAUAGGAUAGCCUGAACACGUAAAAGUUGGUUUGGUGCUCCUCUAGCUUGAAUGGUUCAGGAGUUACUGUUGGUGGGUUAUAUAUUACGCAAAUUUAUAUAGUUAUAGUUGAUAAAAGUUUUUAAGAAUUGAAAGUUAGGAUAGCCUGAACAUGUGAAAGCUGGUUUGGUGUCUCUAGGCUGAACGGUUCAAGAGUUUGUGAGUUAUAUUAUGCUAAUUUAUGCUAAUUGAUGCCCAUUUAUGUAGUUAUAGUUGAUAAAGGUUUUUUUUUUCAUCCUUUUUUUGUUCUUUUGAUAAAGGUUUUAGAGAAUUUGAAGUUAGGAUUGCCUGAACAUUUUAAAGUUGGUAUUGUAGCUUAAUUAACCAAGGAGCAGGACCAUUUUGAAUAGCAACCACUGUAUUCCUAUGGUUCUGAUUCAAACCCAUGUUAAGUUAUGCACGUUUUAAAUGGUUAUAGUUCCAAAAGUAUACAUAGUAUCAAAUAUCCUUUGACAAGCAAUUUAAGUUGAGCCAGUCUGAACAUCUCAACAUUGGUUUGAUGUUGAUAGCUUAAAUGUGUAGGAGGAGAUAGGUCUAGUUUUAUUUACCAUUCAAGUGUAUGGGCCUUUUAUUGGGAGCUCAUUUAAAUAUUGUUAUACUUCAAAAAGUAUAAAUGCUAUCAAAGAUCAUUUCUGAAGCAAUCCAACUUGGGGCAGUCGUUUAAGCUCUUGAGUUGGGUAAAUUAAUCAAAUAAUAAUAUGAGUAUGUAAGAAAUCUAGAGUUGUGCUUUGCUUCGCAAGUACAUCUAAAUAUGAUACUGACUGGCGUUGAAUGUUAAAUAUUUUCUUGCAGUAUAAAUAAUGCUAAAUUGUCUGUAUUCUGCUCAAAACAGAACUCACCGAAUCAAGUCAACACCAGUCCAGCUGAUGCAACUCUGAAGAUUUCUGAGUGAGUCUCAUCUCAGUACAUUAUCUACACACUAGAGGAGGGACAGCAUCAGACAGCUUUUUCCCCACAAAUUUAAUUGAAAGAAAAGGACAAGAGAAACCAAGAAAAUAAAUUUGGCUCAAUUGUAGUGUUGUUUUAUUGAUCAUUAUGAAUGAUUAUUCCAGUUAACAUAAGGGUAUUUGCCAUAGUAAAAAACAAAAAAUCAUGAUGAAUGAACAGGUACAGUAGGCCUAAGUUGCUUUUGGUUAGCAAAGACACACACAAACCUUGUGGAAAAUAUAGAUGAGGAAAGGAAAUAUGUUCAUCAUGGUGUCCUGACAGGACACCAAUGGUUCGUUCCACGAAAAGAGUGCCUUUUGCAUCCCUUUGAUAUUUUAAGUAGAAAUUGUGCACCAAUAUCUUAUUUUAAAAGCCUGUGAUACAGUAUUAAUUGAAGUUCCCUUUAAUAUAGACCACAUGGAGAAUUCAAUAAAUCCGUUUUUUUUUAAUGAAUAAAGCCUUGCUAAAGUGCCAAAAUUCAGCAUUUUGAAAACUCUGUCAACCCUGUGUCACUUAUAGGAAGUUUUAACCCACUUAACCCCAAAAUGUCUCCAAGUUUUCACCACAAUUGUAAAUCCCUAGUUAUUGUGUUGCUUUGACAGUCAUUUCUGAAGAUUAUGAUUUAUUUAAUGUGAUUAAUGAUUCAUUUACAUCUGCCCCUCCUUUUAAGGUCAACCCUGAUACAUGAACUGAACUCUCGUUUUAAUAUGGUGAAACCAUUCCUUUAAAAGUGUUUUCUUCAAAAGAAACAUGAAACAUGAGUGUAACCAUAUGUAAUAGCAGGCAUUUUCUGGUGUUUUGUGGUUAAACUGAGCAUGUCGCGCAUAACAUGGCAACCCAGUUACCCACAGAUCGACAGGCAAGAAAUGUUUUAACAAUUAAAAUGUUUUUGUAAAGCUUACAUUCAGUUGCUACUCAAUGUUGCACACAAAAAGUGUAUUUCCCCCUGUCGCAACAGGAUUUAUGGCUGAUUUAAGAUUAAAUCGUCAACCCUGUUACGGUCAACCCUGUUACUUAAUUUAGCACUUACAGUGGCUUGCGAAAGUAUUGCGAAAGAUUUUUGGGGGGUUUGUAUCAUUUGAUUUACACAACAUGCCUACCACUUUGUAGAUGCAAAAUAAUUUUUUGGGUGAAUCAAACAAGAAAUAAGACAAAAAAACUGAAAACUUGAGCGUGCAUAACUAUUCACCCCCCCAAAGCCAUUUGCUUACCUUUUGCAGCAAUUACAGCUGCAAGUCUCUUGAAGUAUGUCUCUAUAAGCUUGGCACAUCUAGCCACUGGGAUUUUUGCCAAUUCUUCAAGGCAAAACUGCUCCAGCUCCUUCAAGUUUUUAUUUUUUUAUUUUUUUUAUUUAACCUUUAUUUAACCAGGUAAGCCAGUUGAGAACAAGUUCUCAUUUACAACUGCGAUCUGGCCAAGAUAAAGCAAAGCAGUGCAAUAAAAAACAACAACACAGAGUUACAUAUGGGGUAAAACAAAACAUAAAGUCAAAAAUACAACAGAAAAUAUAUAUAUACACUGUGUGCAAAUGUUGCAAGUUAUGGAGGUAAGGCAAUAAAUAGGCCAUAGUGCAAAAUAAUUACAAUUAGUAUUAACACUGGAAUGAUAGAUGUGCAAGAGAUGAUGUGCAAAUAGAGAUACUGGGGUGCAAAUGAGCAAAAUAAAUAACAAUAUGAGGAUGAGGUAGUUGGGUGGGCUAAUUUCAGAUGGGCUGUGUACAGGUGCAGUGAUCGGUAAGGUGCUCUGACAACUGAUGCUUAAAGUUAGUGAGGGAGAUAAGAGUCUCCAGCUUCAGAGAUUUUUGCAAUUCGUUCCAGUCAUUGGCAGCAGAGAACUGGAAGGAAUGGCGGCCAAAGGAGGUGUUGGCUUUGGGGAUGACCAGUGAGAUAUACCUGCUGGAGCGCAUUCUACGGAUGGAUGUUGCUAUGGUGACCAAUGAGCUAAGAACACGACUGCACUGCUACGCCAUCAGUUGGAUGGGUUCUGCAGGUGUACAGCAAUCUUUAAGUCAUACCACAGAUUCUCAAUUGGAUUGAGGUCUGGGCUUUGACUAGGCCAUUCCAAGACAUUUAAAUGUUUCCCCUUAAACCCCUUGAGUAUGCUUAGGGUCAUUGUCCUGCUGGAAGGUGAACCUCCGUCCCAGUCUCAAAUCUCUGGAAGACUGAAACAGGUUUCCCUCAAGAAUUUCCCUGUAUUUAGCGCCAUCCAUUAUUCCUUCAAUUCUGACCAGUUUCCCAGUCCCUGCCGAUGAAAAACAUCCCCAAAGCAUGAUGCUGCCACCACCAUGCUUCACUGUGGGGAUGGUGUUCUCGGGGUGAUGAGAGGUGUUGGGUUUGCGCCAGACAUAGCGUUUUCCUUGAUGGCCAGAAAGCUCAAUUUUAGUCUCAUCUGACCAGAGUACCUUCUUCCAUAUGUUUGGGGAGUCUCCCACAUGCCUUUUGGCGAACGCCAAACGUGUUUGCUUAUUUUUUUCUUUACUUUAAGCAAUGGCUUUUUUCUGGCCACUCUUCUGUAAAGCCCAGCUCUGUGGAGUGUACGGCUUAAAGUUGUCCUAUGGACAGAUACUCCAAUCUCCGCUGUGGAGCUUUGCAGCUCCUUCAGGGUUAUCUUUGGUAUCUUUGUUGCCUCUCUGAUUAAUGCCCUCCUUGCCUGGUCCGUGAGUUUUGGUGGGCGGCCCUCUCUUGGCAGGUUUUUUGUGGUGCCAUAUUCUUUCAAUUUUUUAAUAAUGGAUUUAAUGGUGCUCCGUGGGAUGUUCAAUGUUUCAGAUAUUUUUUUAGAACCCAACCCUGAUCUGUACUUCUCCACAACUUUGUCCCUGACCUGUUUGGAGAGCUCCUUGGUCUUCAUGGUGCCGCUUGCUUGGUGGUGCCACUUGCUUAGUGGUGUUGCAGACUCUGGGGCCUUUCAGAACAGGUGUAUAUAUACUGAGAUCAUGUGACAGAUCAUGUGACACUUAGAUUGCACACAGGUGGGCUUUAUUUAACUAAUUAUGUGACUUCUGAAGGUAAUUGGUUGCACCAGAUCUUAUUUAGGGGAUUCAUAGCAACGGGGGUGAAUACAUAUGCACACACCACUUUUCCGUUAUUUAUUAAUUUUUUUAUAAGUAAUUUUUUUCAUUUCACUUCACCAAUUUGGACUAUUUUGUGUAUGUCCAUUACAUGAAAUCUAAAUAAAAAUCAAUUUAAAUGACAGGUUGUAAUGCAACAAAAUAGGAAAAACGCCAAGGGGGAUGAAUACUUUUGCAAGGCACUGUAGGCCUCUCAAUUCCUGAAAGGAAAAGACUGACAGUAAAUCAUCACUCCCAAGAGCUACAUCAGUCAUCUCCCCACAGUAUUUGCUGCAAAUGAGAAAGGUUGAGGUACCAUAAUUUUCGGACUAUAAGCCGCGCCUUUUUUCAAAUUUUUCGACCCUGCGGCUUAUAUAACGGUGCGGCUAAUCUUUGGAUUUUUACAGCUAACGGCCACUAGAAGACCUCCUAAAUCUAUGGAUUUUACAGGUUACAGUCCACCAACUUUAACUCUUUGGGCUCUAUGACCGGUCCGCGCCCCCACCUUUAAACGGCGGGCUCCAUCAGGAAAAGCUGGAGGCCGGAAAAGAGUGAGACAGGUAGCGCGCAAAAGUAAAAGUGGAACCGAGAGUGGUACGAGAGACAGAACAAGAGACAGAAAGAGAGCAAGACAGACAGACAUUACGAGAGCGAGACAGUUUGUCUCUUUCCCGAUAAUCCCCUCUGUGCAUGAACCCUUACAUAUGGUAAUUAAACAUUAAAACACCUGCGGCUUAUAGUCCAGUGCGGCUUAUAUAUGUACACAUCAUUCAAUAUCAUUCAAUUUAGCUGCUGCGGCUUAUACUCCGGUGCGCCUUAUAGUGCGGAAAAUACGGUACAUACGUUAGCUUUGGGAAAAGUCUGGAAAUGGUCUGGAUUUUUAUGAAGCUUGCAAGCACCCUGAUAUUUUACGAAAUGAGUAAGGGAGUCACACUGUUCACAACCUCAGUAAGACACCAGUCUGAGUCAGAAGAUGAUGAGGAGACCAUUGUCAAAGGACUCAGGAUGUAUAAGGACAGAGAGGUAGAUUAUUAGAGAGAACAUUGACAUUCAGUACAUUUGAAUACUUAUUUUAUUAUACCCAUAAUUUAUACAAUUAUUUAUGAAUUCUCAGGAAAAAGGAUGAGCUGACUGAAUCUCAAACAGAAGAUGAAACUGGUAAUUUUGAGCCAGUUGGGAUUCCAUCUCCCACAAACUCAAACCUUGAUGUCUGUGAAGAUGUGCAGGGAACUGAAAGUCAAGGAAAAUAUGAAAUGGACAAUAUCACAGAUAAAGAUGUAAUUUCGAUGCAAAUGGAUCCCUCCUCAGAGCUGUCAGACAAUAGACUCACAGAUAUGGAUGCAGACACUGAAGAACAGAGUGAGACAGAGGAAGUAAAGGACGAGACAAGUGAUGUAUCCAAUAAAGGUAACAUGACAGGCGAAGAGAUGAAUGAAAGAGCUGCCAAAGAGGUAUGCAAGUCUGAACUUGAGCCCAGUGAGGACAUCUCACUCGGUGGACUUUCAAAUGUAGACGUAUGUGCUGAAGAACUGAGAAAGACUGAAGAGGGAGAAGAACAAACUUCUCAGGAAAUCAGCACUGGUGAUGAUGCAAUUCUUGGUAGCUCAAACGAAGAGAACCACAGUAGUGAAUUUGAACUUACUCAGGAAGUCUCAUUCACUGGACUUACCAAUGUAGAUGUAUGUGCUGAAGAACUGAGAGGGACAAAAGAGAGCGAGGAAGAAGGCACUGCAGAGGAUGGCCUCAGUGAAGGCUUCAAAGAUCAAGAUCUUGCUGAUGCUCAGGAGAGUUCAAUAUCGCUCAUGGUUGAAAUCAGUGGACCAUUAUCACCACAUUAUCAUCAAACUGAAUCCCCUGAACCUAUUCUACAGGAAACAACUGACAAUUCAGGGGGUGUUUCAGAAGAGGAAGGAAUAGAGAAUCUAAUUGUUUCCACAACAUAUACUGGGGAAACGCAUGAAGUUGCGCCCUCCAUUGAUGAUGCCUCCAGAAUCUUGUCAGAUGAUGAAAGUGUUUUAGGUGAUGAUGAAGAACAAAAGGAGGAAAGUCUAGUUCAGAUCAGCACUGAGGAGGUGCCUAAAACCCUUGAGGUCAAAAUGUAUGAACAGCAGCCAGAAGAGGAAGGUUCGGUCGAGGCUUCACAAACUGAGGCAGAACAACCAGAUGUUGUGUCUGAGGAUGCUGAGGAAGAAACAGGCCUUGUUGGACAUGAUACUCAAGACCUUGUUGAACCUAACACUGACAUCGAAGGGGAAGCGGAGGCAGUCACUGCUGAAGCUGAAGCUCAGAUAAAGGCAAUGGAGCAGGACGCUGCUGAUAUAGAAAUGGAACAAGAUUACAAAUCUGAUUCCAGUGAUUCAAGUGACGAGGAUGAGGAGAAACUGAGUAAGGUGAACGUCAGCACUCCUAAUCAGCAGGCCUCUGAAAUAGAGCAGAAACCAGAGGAUGAAACUGAUUAUGAGAACAAAGAUAUAAAUAAGAAGGAAAUGGGUGAAGACAUAUCUCAGCAGGAUUCUACUAAGAUAGAAAAUAAGCAAGAGAAUGAUGCUCCUCACAUCAAACAUGAUAACACGGAAAUGGGGGAAAAAUACAUUUCAAACACAUAUCAACAAGAUCCUUCAGCGAUACAGGGAGAAGCUGGUCAGGAGAACGAGGUUAGACCUGUAGAGCUGCAGCAAGAGGACGCUGGGAAAGAGACAGGGGACACAGCUGAGCAACAGGAGGAAACAGACGCAUUGGAGUACAGGGAAACUGAACUAAAAGGACUUGGCAAAGAGCACACAGUUACCCCAUUUCAGGACACAGAGCAAGCUGAUGACAACCCAGAGCACAUACCAGAGGGAGACAUAAAGGACAGCGUGGACAAGACUUAUGACAAGGUAAAGUUAAAGUGUUCUGAUGAUUUUUUAUGUACGGUACAGUCAUUUACCCACUAUCGUUCAGUAUUUUGUUUAUCCAUUGCAGGUUUUAUAUAAUGACACAGGUCAGUUUGGAGUGGUCAUAACGCCUAGAAAAGCUGUGUGUCAGCUACAUCUGACUGUCGUUGGGCAAAUCCAUGUAGCAAGCAGGCAUUUUGUUAUUGCAAAAUAUAGCACUUCGAUUAUACAGUGUACGUAUAAGUUUGGCAUACAGUAUAACCACACUUUUAAUGGAAACAUCUUCCCUAACAGACAGUAUAGGCAGUAUGCUAGUAGUAGCAGCUAAUGCAGACUAUUCACCUGGUUCAGAGAUGAACUCUAAAGAAAUGUGUCCUUUGCAGACUGCUCCCAUUCCUGUCCCAAGUAGCCUGUAUUAAAAAUAAACCCUUCAAGGACAUCUCUGAUCAACAACGCUGCUCUGUACCUCUCCACUCGGGGUCUCCAGAGAGAGGUGAUUGAAAAUGCCCCCAAAAUAGUUCCGCUUCCUCAUGAUGGCAUGUAGGGACUUGGAAUGUCAUCAUGAGGUACAUAAUCUACCAUUAAUCUUAAGCUGACACAUUUCAAGUAGCAAUCUUUUCAGACACAAAUCACUGUGUGUGGGUGUUAUGGUUGGGUGAUGUAAUUAUAGUAUUGUCUAUCGACAAUGAUUACAUAUACACUGAGUGUAUAAAACAUUAGGAACACCUUCCUAAUAUUGAGUUGCACCCCCUUUUGCCCUCAGAACAGCCACAAUGUGUCGGGGCAUGGACUCUACAAGGUGUCGAAAGCGUUCCACAGGGAUGCUGGCCCAAUGUCCUUUGGGUGGUGGACCAUUCUUGACACACACAGGAAACGGUUGAGUGUGAAAAACCCAGCAGCGUUGCAGUUCUUGACACACUAAAACCGGUGUGCCUGGCACCUACUACCAAUAUUUUGUAUUGCCCGUUCACCCUCUGAAUGGCACACAUACACAAUCCAUGUCUCAAUUGUCUCAAGGCUUAAAACUCAUUCUUUACCCUGUCUCCUCCCCUACACUGAUUGAAGUGAAUUUAACAGUGACAUCUAUAAGGGAUCAUAGCUUUCACCUGGAUUCACCUGGUCAGUCUAUGUCAUCAACCUGGUCUCAGAGCAUUUUGUAUUAUUCUGUAUGUAAAACCGAGACACUCCAUUAGUAUGAUGUUACGUUUCAUAUGGUAUGUAUAGAUUUGUGGAUGUCCAUCACCCAUUUCGUAUGAUAUGUUAUGAAUUAGAAUUCGUAUUAUAUGUUACGAAUUUGCAAAACAUACAAUAUGUUCACAAAUUUGUAAUACCUGCUCUAUGUUACGAAUUUGCAAAACGUAUGAUAUGUUACAAAUUCUAGCUAGGUGGCUAACGUUAGCUAGCUGGGUAACGUUAGCUAGGCUAGGGGUUAGGGGUUAGGGUUAAGAUUAGGGAUACGUUUAGGAGUUAGGUUAAAGGGUUAAGGUUAGGGGAAGGGUUAGCUAACGUGCUAACUACAGUGCAUUCGGAAAGUAUUCAGACCCCUUGACUUUUUCCACAUUUUGUUACGUUACAGCCUUAUUCUAUACAUGAUUGAAUUGUUUUUUCCCUCAUCAUUCUACACACAAUAUCCCAUAAUGACAAAGCAAAAACUGGUUUUUAGAAAUGUUUGCAAAUGUAUUUACAACAACUGAAAUAUCACAUUUACAUACGUUUUCAGACCCUUUACUCAGUACUUUGUUGAAGCACCUUUGGCAGCGAUUACAGCCUCAAGUCUUCUUGGGUAUGACGCUACAAGCUUAGCACACAUGUAUUUGGGGAGUUUCUCCCAUUCUUCUCUGCACAUCCUCUCAAGCUCUGUCAGGUUGGAUGGGGAACGUUGCUGCACAGCUAUUUUCAGGUCUCUCCAGAGAUGUUAGAUCGGGUUCAAGUCCGGACUCUUGCUGGGCCACUCAAGGAUAUUCAGAGACUUGUCCCGAAGCCACUCCUGCGUUGUCUUGGCUGUGUGCUUAGGGUUGUUGUCCUGUUGGAAGGUGAACCUUCGCCCCAGUCUGAGGUCCUGAGCGCUCUGGAGCAGGUUUUCAUCAAGGAUCUCUCUGUACUUUGCGCCGUUCGUCUUUACCUCGAUCCUGACUAGUCUCCCAGUCCCUGCCACUGAAAAACAUCCCCACAGCAUGAUGCUGCCACCACCAUGCUUCACCGUAGGGAUGGUGCCAGGUUUCCUCCAGACGUGACGCUUCGCAUAUAGGCCAAAGAGUUCAAUCUUGGUUUCAUCUUGUUUCUCAUGGUCUGAGGCCUUUAGGUGCCUUUUGUUAAACUCCAAGCGGGCUGUCAUGUGCCUUUUACUGAGGAGUGGCUUCCGUCUCGCCACUCUACCAUAAAGGCCUGAUUAGUGGAGUGCUGCAGAGAUGGUUGCCCUUCUGGAAGGUUCUCCCAUCUCCACAGAGGAACUCUGGAGCUCUGUCAGAGUUACCAUCGGGUUCUUGGUCACGUCCCUGACCAAGGCCCUUCUCCCCCGAUUGCUCAGUUUGGCCGGGCGGCCAGCUCUAGGAAGAGUCUUGGUGGUUCCAAACUUAUUCCAUUUAAGAAUGAUGGAGGCCACUGUGUUCUUGGACCUUCAAUGCUGCAGACAUUUUUGGGUACCCUUCCCCAUAUCUGUGCCUCGACACAAUCCUGUCUCUGAGCUCUACGGACAAUUCCUUCGGCCUCAUGGCUUGGUUUUUGCUCUGACAUGCACUGUCAACUGUCGGACCUUAUAUAGACAGGUGUGUGCCUUUCCAAAUCAUGUCCAAUCAAUUGAAUUUACCACAGGUGGACUCCAAUCUAGUUGUAGAAACAUCUCAAGGAUGAUCAAUGGAAAUAGGAUGCACCUGAGCUCAAUUUCGAGUCUCAUAGCAAAAGGUCUGAAUACUUGUGUAAAUAAGGUAUUUCUGCUUUUUAGUUUGAAUACAUUUGCAAUAAAUCUAUAAACCUGUUUUCGCUUUUUCAUUAUGGGGUGUUGUGUGUAGAUUUAUGAGAAAAAAUCUAUUUCAUAAAUUUUAGAAUAAGGCUGUAACGUAACAAAAUGUGGAAAAAGUCAAGGGGUCUGAAUACUUUCUGAAUGAACUGUAGUUGCAAAGUAGCUAUUAAAUGGGAGUAAGUAGUGGAAAGUUGCUAAUUAGCUAAUGCUAAAGUUGUCCGUGAUGAUAUUUGAACUUGCAACCUUUGGGUUCGCGUUAUACAAUUCACCCCAACCAACUUUUGUUUUUGCCUUAAGUGCCCAUCUGUCUUAUGUAACCAUACCAAACGUAACAUAUGAUACUAAUUUGAUUGUCCCUGAUAUACAUUUACUAUCUUACGUCUAGUCUAGGAGACCAGGCUGAUGUCAUGGAAAGAGCAGGUGUUCCUAAUGUUUUUUACACUCGGUGUAUAUCACGGACACACCUUAGAUAACAGACACUCCUUAACUAUCUUGUGUCUAGCUGUUUUAAAAAACAGGUUAUAUUCCCUAUUCUUUCCAUUCGAUAGGCUAUGAAUAUGAUUUUGGGCUAGGCUACGCUCUCAUCAUUUUUUGAUGGCAUGGCUUUCUCCCGAUCAAAAAAAUGAAUGAAUCUAACAGAGUUCCAUCUCUUAAAGUUGUUUGUAUAGCCUUUAAACGCAAGGUAGCCAGGUGACUAAUAAUGAGAGAGAACAAACAAUAUCAAUAGCCUAUAGAAAAAUCGAAUGACAAGUUUAAUCAAGUUUAAUCUUAUUAAGAAAUAAAUUAUUCGUGCGGGGGCGGAAAAAGCUGCAAUAAUCUAGCCUCUGACUAGGCCUAUCAUAAAAUCUUUAAGACAAGUUAAAGUUAUGAACAGUAGCUUAUUUCCCAAAUAUUCUAAUAGCCUAAGAAGGUGUUGUCCUAAAGUUGCCACUUUCAGAAAGAACAAUAAUGAAAGUCGGAGUCUAUAGGCCUAGUCAUAGACUGUUCUCUAUCACAGCUUUAUGAGAGAUUGAACAAACAAUAUUAAGAGAGGAGGAUAAGGCAUAUUAAACAAUUACUAUCCAGUUCUGAAAAAUGUAGACUUUGCUUCUAUCCAGCCCAUGAUUUAUAACUUAACGGCAAGACAGCCCGUUCCUCAUCAGUUGCAGCUGUCAACUUUGCUCCGACAUGUGCGCACCACACAGACACAGACACACACAAACCUGUUCCAUGCUGAAGCUUCACCAGAAAGGAAUAUUAGAAAAGAUUUGCCUGCACUUAGCCUCUGGGUUUCAACAACAUUAGGCCUAUCUUUCGUCAUGAUUCGUCCAGUUGUAGCAUGCGAUUUCUUGCUAUAGCCCAAUGGUGGUUUGACAUCAUCCAACCCUAGUGCGUGUGUUUGUUUGUGCAUAGCCUAAUAUAUUUGAUCAGAAUUUUCAGUGCCAAGUUCUGUUUGCUCUUGGUAAUUCCAGUCUAAACGAUCAAUGAGCCCUAAACAAGAUUUCUGAGCUAAUGUGAAUUGCAUGAUUUGGACUAUUCCCACUGGGCACAGACAUCAAUUCAACGUCUAUUCCACUUUGGUUCAACGUAAUUUAACAUUUACAUUUACAUCAUUUAGCAGACGCUCUUAUCCAGAGCGACUUACAAUUUAAUUGAAAUGACAUGGAAACAAUGUUGAUUCAACCAAUGUGUGCCCAUUGGGUUGUCACCAAUAACCCAUUUGAUAUCUUUGGGCCGAUGUGGUCUUAGGCUGGUAGGUAGGGAGAGUAGGAUUUAGAGGGAUGUUACCAUGGAAACUUGCACCAUCCAUUUCCCCUCUUGGUCUUAUCAGGGAAAGUCUGGAAGAUGGAGAUGCACAUGAUGAACUACCAGCAGAUAGCUUGUGCAUAUGGCUUGUGGGCUUGUGGCAAAAAAACGGAGAAAAGGGAGACCAGUUAUUUUUUAUUCAUUAGAAGAUUUGUAUUUUGCAACUUUAUUUAUCUGCAUCAUAUCCAUCCCCUCUCUCUUUCUCGUCUUUAAAUGUAGGCCAUCUACUCUGACCUAUACCAAAUGUCUUGUCCAGUGAUUCUGUCCACCUUUCUGCUCUUCUAUAUUCCCAGGGACAUUGUGACUGAUCUCUAUCCGUAGGUAAAGUGCAGUUUAGUCACUUUGUACUGUACUCAUCCUUAAGUUGGUUUUGAUAGAUUAACAAGGUGACAAUUAAUGAUUCACCCGUAGGGAAAGUCAAACAUACACUUGUUGCAUGUCCCAGAAACACACAUACACAUCACAACCCAAACCAAAGAGAAUCGUACAUUUCUAAUUGAUAACAUUGAUAACAACAGACCAUAAGAAAUGAUCUUAUCUCGAAGCUGAAACGAAGCAUGACCAGAUGGGUUUUUGAAAGAUAAUAUAUUGACAUAAUGGGAUGAAACAGGGGAGGCAGUCAUGUCAGACAGGAACACAGACAAAUGGAUGUGUUUGCUGUUUCUCCCUCUCCUCCCUGUCUCAGAGGCAAUGAGCGGGGGCGCUGGUGGCAGCUGGGAUCUGAACGAUGGAAAGGGUUUUUUGUUCUCUCUCUAAUUGUGUACAACUGAGCAAUAAUUUAGUAACCAGUACUACAUGAACAUGUCUGUACAUUGUGUGCAUGGUUUCUCUUGGGUUUUCCAGUUACGUGAAUGAAGUAUGUAUGUGGUACAGAAUGUGGCAUGUGCCAAAUGGGACAGUAUGUGGCAUGUGCCAAAUGGGACAGUAUGUGGCAUGUGCCAAAUGGCCAGACACCAUGGGUUAAAGUGGACUUUACGGUGUCAUAACUUACAAUUAUCACUUAAAAUAUUUUUUGCAAUGUCUGAGACCCUUAGUUGUUGACUUUGUCAUAUACUGUACUUUGAGGUCAGGUAAGUCUUUGGAGUGAGGGGUACAGUAGGUCUGUGGUAGGUCUGUGGGAGCACAGCAGGUUAUCAACCUUAAUGAGACCACAUGGUUUGUGUGCUUGCAGGAGGUUGUAUCGCACUCUCUCUUUCUCUCUCCCACCCGCUCUCUCACACACUCUAUGCAAGCGUAUACUAGUGAGCAUAAAGUGUCUGUUAGCGGGAACGAGACGUCUCUAGUGGAGACACAAGAUAAAUCUUUCUCGGUCAACACUGAGUAUAGGCAAAAGGCAUUUUAGGUCAGUUCAUCCGAAGACUGUCAUCUCUCAGAUUGCUCAUCAUGGACUGCCACAUUGUGAGUAUAUGCUUGAAAUUAAUUGUGUUGUGGAAUGUAUUGAACUAAUGUCUAACAAGUAACUAUAAAAAACGAUUCCUUCGUUACAGCUUUUUAUCAGAAUUACAGCUUUUUUAUAUCAUUCUAAUUGGGUAGUGGAUUUAGUAAAAUGCUUUUAUAUAUGUGUUGACAGAGCUUUAUAUUUUUGGAACCCUCAGAAAAUCAUUUGUUUCCUUGUUAUGGUCUUUUGGCUUGCUUGUUUCAUUGAGACUCCAGCUGUCUGAUCUACCAGGUGUCCACUGCACCUGCUUCAGCUUUCACAAAACAACUUUCUGCCAAAUUAGUCCUAUAUUAUUUGCAUAUGGAUUGGUUGAAAUGCUUUAAAUUGAUACUUUAUGAAUAUCUAUGGUGGAGUGAUAUUGAUAGCCGUAAAGACUAUAGGUUGUUAAAAGUAUGAGUAUGUCUCUUUUUUUCAUUGAUUGUAAGUCAUUUGAGUUUAUUGAGAUGACACAUUUAGAGCCUACUGUAGAUUAACCCCUUGAAGAGCUAGAAAAACCUCACGCCGGAAUUAAAAACACUCCUGUCUUUCUGCUGCUGUAAGAUAUGCGAAUGUUGGCAUCCUACUCAGCUGUUAGAGCUAAGCUAAUGAAUGCUAGCUGUAAUGCUAUCUGUAAAAGUGGGUGGUCACACUCCCACACUAAGGGGUUUCACUGAGGACACACUCAAAUACAUCUCCUUACAGUGCAGUGGGCUGUCCUUGUGUCGCCGAUGCACCAAAUUGUUAAGAGGGGAUGAGCAACUGGUGGGAUGCAGCGGACGUGUUUGGAUGAUUGCUGACAACUAUGUCACUGUUCUGUAACCACUUGUGAAUAAGGAGAUUUCUACCUCAGCCACCUACCCACCACUCACCAAACCAGCUUUGUGUAUUCUGCCAGUAAUAAGCUACAUGGUGUACAAUGGUGCUGUCUUUGUGUUAUGAGAGUGUCAGAGAGUCUGACAGAUCUAAAGUUGAAUUCCCUUUAUGUUCUUCUCACUUUUGAUGGACAGUCUGACUGACAGUCAACUUUUGAAAUCGUGAAUCACUUUGAAACCCACAGGAGCAGAGAAACAUAUUUCCUUUCUGUGCAUGGUGUUGAGUGUCAGUUUAAGCAAUUUGGAAACAUUGUUUACAUAGCAGUUACCCCGUUCCAGCUUAGCAAUGGCAGAAGUUCAGGCAACUCCAGGAAAGAUAGAGCUUCUGUCCGUAGAGUUACAGUGUGAUUUAAGGGCUUUGGAGACUCUUAAGCCCUUGGACCCUUUAGGACCCUGAGGAUGCAAUUAAGGAGGAUAUUUCACUAUAAUUGACAACCACAGACCGCCUGAUAUCCACAGGUGUUGUCUUAAGGUGGAUUUAGUCAUUUUGGGCCCCUAGGCAGAGGUUAAUCUGGGGCCCCUCCUCAUGCGACAUUACCUCAACCAAGCCCCCUCUCAAUCACCUAACUUAUCAGAUAUACUUGUCCUCCUAUAGGAAGAAUGCAGCCAACCCCAGGAGGAGGAGGACAUCAUGGACAUACCUCUGGACGACCCCGAGGCCAACAAGGCAGCUGCAAAGAUCCAGGCUGGCUUCCGCGGUCACAUGACCAGGAAGAAGAUUAAGCCUGCUGACAAGCCUGAGGGGGAUGGGGAUGAGGAGGUGAGCAGCAGUGGUGAGGCCCUCAAUGGCAACCAGGGGGACACAGGUCAGUGACUCUAGUGUCCCCUGACACACACAGAGACACACACGUAGACCCAAACCGGUUUAGACUGGUAUUAGCCUUGAUAUCCCCAUCAGGACUAUCAGGACUAAUCUGGUAUAGGGCUAUGUCAUCAGUAACAGUUAUACACAAAUUAUUGCAGUGUAUUUUCAGCUAGUAACUUUCACUUUGGACAUUGGCUGACAAACCAAUUAUGGAUCUGAUGCUUGUGGCCCUGACAUCCCCUACAUCUUGUACAUCCAGAUUUGCACACUAUUAACAGAGCAACAGGGCGACCAUUUUGUGUCCAUAACAAUAUUAAAUGCAUUUAUUGAUCUGUUUUCAACAUCAAAUUCAUACAUUGUAUGCAUAAUACAGGGACACAUGAAGGACCACCAUUUAACACUGCUUGAAAGCAAUUUAUACAUUAUUAACUAGGUCUAUUAAAGGCCCCUAAUUAGUUAUUUCAAUGUAAGUAAUGUGACACACUCCGUCCAAUUCUUUAAUCACUCCAUAAAGGCUGCAGUGCCUGAUUGAAAUCUACAAUUAAUGUCUUUAUGAGGUGAUUAUUAAUGAAUACUCCAUUAGUUAUGUUGUGAAAUAGAUGGAUGCAUUCUAAUGAGAAAUGUUGAUCACAACUCAGACGUGUGAGAGGGUGUCGGUGCCCAGAACCAUGAAAAAUAUGAUCUAGAUGUUCUGAGAUAGUGUUCAAAUAUAAAGUGAAUGACAUGCUUUUCUAUCUAAUCAACACCUUUUGGGGUGAAAAUAUAUUUAGGGCAAAACUGUACAAUUUGCACAAAUAAAUGUUGAAGUGGUUUGACUGAUAUUUUCAUAGUUGAGCUCCAGUACAUUUUUUGUCAGUUUCUGUUUAUACAUAACAGCUACUGAAAUGUGAGUUUUUUGGUCGGUGACUGAAGCCUAGAGAAUACUUCCAGGAAUCAGUAAGUGUACAUUGCAGCUUAUUUUGUAUUUUUUACUUACAGCACAUAUUAUGCAAACAGGCAACCACCACUUCACUGGUUUGUCCUUUGUUUAAUAAAAAAUGGGACAGGACAUUGUGGUGCGUUUACAGUGUUUAUUGUGUCUGUUCUAUUUGUUGGUGUUCAUUUUUGUGUUGAGUGUGUGAAAAAAUGGGACAGGGGUUAGAAUAUGUUCCAGGUCCAGUUGUUUCACCUCUACAGUACUUGAAUCGUGUUUAGCCCCAUCCUUGAGAAAAACCAAUAAACGACUUUCCAAUUUAAGCCUUCUCUGAGCGUCACCAACCCCCAACCCAGUUCUUGGUUGCCAAGCAUCUUUAUGUAGCAGUGUUAUUUUUAUCACCAGGUGCCUUAUACCUCUGAGACACAGUAGAAUUAAUGUUCCUUGUCGUAGAGGCAUGGGCCCGCUAAAUCUCUCCCUCCUGGAGUAGCCUCUGCUUUUCACUUGGUUUAUUGGUAACACUUCCAAUGAAUACAGUCUUUAUAAUGCAUUGUAAGCUCAUUUAUAACACCAAAUGAGCUAUUCAUAAUGCAUUCAUUAUAAGGAGGGUAUUCAUAUGAAGUUUUUGACCAGGAUUAAUAAAACCAAUCAAAUCAUUACAGUAUGUUUUCAGUACUAUCAUGCUUAUCACAACCUUUUGUGAGAAAUCUCAAUCUUGCACCUGUCAUUAUAGCCUUGCUGCUGUUGGGUGUCAACAUCACUAUGGAGUGUGAGUGAAUAAUGGCAACAUGAAUUCAUCAUUCCAUCUGCAGUGCUAAAAUCUACUUCUUCUUCGUCUGUUUUUAGAAUCAGGAGGAUCAGAGGGAGUAGAGAGAGAUGACACAUCUGUGCCGGAACAGUGA